Molecule: messenger RNA, 2571 nt
Organism: Anneissia japonica
Lineage: Eukaryota; Metazoa; Echinodermata; Crinoidea; Comatulida; Comatulidae
Exons: 15
Coding region: 323-1777 (484 amino acids)
Source: RefSeq, a predicted model, not a curated record
UGGUUCAUACGAGGUGACAAAUAUCCGUCAAAUGCCGUAUAAAUAAACUGCAAUUAUUUAAAUACUUUUCACACGAACUUACGAAUAUUAUCUUAAAGCAGCUUUUUGGCACUGCGGCAGUGCCGAUAGAAAACAGCAGCUUUUUUUCGCACUGCUCAUCCGACAUUUUGAGAGGCCAAAGGUGGUACGUAUGGAUUUGAAGUCUAUCACGUCGCCUAGUGGCGGACGCGGUUCUCAGGGGAAGACUCCGAUCCUCUGGCUGGGUAUACGGGAGUAAAAACAAAACUAGAAAAGCAUACACAAGGGUAGAACCAACAGCAGAAUGGCGGCAUCCCAAUAUAAAGUACAAGCAUUUUUAGAAAAACAUAGGAUUGGUGGAUUGUUUGAGGACUUGAUGUCAAGAUUGAUAAAAGAACUUCCAUCUGAGCCAAUUCCUUAUCUUAUCAAAGUCCUGAACAGAAUGGAUCAACAAAGACAGCAAAAACAGGAAAAUCCUUUAACAUCAAGCUCAACUAGAAUGCGUCCAAUGACAUCGCUACCGGCUGGAAGACGUUCGGUUGGAGGAAAUGUUGAUCAAUUGAGUCAUAGUGCUGAUGCAAAAACAUUGUGGGCAUCGACUGACUCUGCAUUGAAGAAAUCUGAUAGAGGAUAUGACAAGCCAUGGUCCAGUAACAUGAAAAAACCCAAACAAAAGUCAGUUAAAGAAGAUGCCAUUGAAGGUAAGAAAACUCAGAAGCCAGAAUGGGAUAGCAAAGUGCGGAAGAGUACAGGAGAUUUUGAUGAACUUUUCCAGGAAUCUCAAAAGACUAAAAGCAAAUCUGUUGCCUUCUCAAAAGGAGUUUCUGGUCCUGCUCAAUGGGUAACUGAUGAUUCUGAUGACCUGAAGUACACUAGCUCUGAAUAUACCCGUAGAAAGGUCACCUCUGAUGAUGACCCUCUGAGUGGAGAAUUAACAACAGACAAACUUGAAAAGAAAUAUGGACAUUUAUCAUCACAAGAUGAGAGUUUGCCAAUCAAAGGAAGGAUGAUCUCAUCAACUAAAAGAAGUUUUGCUCAUAAAGAAGAGAUAGCUCAAUUAGCGAGGCAACAAGUUUCAAGAAAUGGGUACAUUGAUGCAGGUGAAGAUUCAAUGAAUGCUGAUGAUGGUGACUUUGAUGAAGCUGCCGACAUGCUAGAAGAUGUAGCUGCUUUAAGAAGUGAAGGUGUUGCCAAUGCAAAGUCAGUUGGGCAUAAGCUGAGCAGGCGUCAACGGUCUGAGCCAGAAGCAAAGGUCAAGAUCAGCAUUUGUAGCAGGUGUGCAAGGCUUGCUGGAGCAGAAAAUGGCAGUGAGUAUGGGGGACGAUCAAAUCCUUAUCAGAGUCUGGAAAGCAUGAGUGAUUAUGUUGACAGUCAAUCUGGUGGUUUCCAACGUCAAAUGACUGAUGAUGAAUUUGAAAGUGUGUCUCAAGUUGAAGGACCGCGCUAUCCUGUUUGGGAAUCAGAUGCAGAAGUCAGGUUAUCCUCAAAAUCUCCUAAGACUAAGAACAAGUAUAGGACUAGUGGGAGAGAAAGCCCGAUAUCUGAUGUAAUCGAGACACCCCACACCAGUCUGGGAUGGGAAUCAAUGACUCAGAGAUCUGAAACUGAAGCAGCAUACAGAGAAAGUGAUGUGGCAGCCAGAGGCAGGUCCUGGCAUAGAGCAUCCUCAGACGAUGACUCUAGUUUUGACUGGAAUACUGACAGAAAAGGCAACUCCACACGGUUCACUAAAAGUGAUAGACCCCCAUCUGGACUUUAAAAAUUAAAAGUCAGUCUCACAGUAGGUGUUGUGGUUUUAGGAUCUAGGUGGUUUUUCAUGUGGUUAUUGAAUUUAUUCAACUAGAUUAUAGUCACUAGAACAGUAGUAGCAGUGAAAAGAAUGUUUGGUGAAUCUAAAAUCCAAAUCCAAAUUAAAUACUAUAUCUCACAUUCCUGGCACCAUUUGUCACAUUGACACUAAAGCAUAAUAACUAUUUACCAAUUUUCUUUUACCAAGGCAUUUGUGUGGUGAUUUAAAAAAAAUAUAUUUAAGACUAAUGAUGUUAACUUUAGUGCAAUUUUAAUUUACUGUUACAAUGUGAAUUUGUUGCUUCUUUUUUUUUUUACUUGCAGCGGGUUUAUUUCCCCUUUCUCACUUUUGGCUACCAAGAAUUGUCAAUUUCAAUACUAAAAUAGUCAUAAAAUAUUCAUACAUGAAAAUAUUGAGUAUGUAAGCUUUUAUGACUCACACUAACAUAUUUUUAAGAGAGUUUAUUUUAAAUACAUAUACAACUCAUAAGUACAUAAAAAUUGUACGCAUGUUGGAAAGUAUUGCCUUUUAUUUUAGUUGUCUUCAAGAAAUUAAUUGAAAUAACACUCAAUUCAAUUUGAAUGCCUGCAAUGAAACCUUAAACUGUUUGUUAAAAUUUAUAGUAAAAAAAUUAUCUGUACACUAAUAGCAUGCAAUGUAAUGUUAAAUAUGCAAAGGAUGUUCUCUUAAAACUGAUAACUUCAAAGUGUAGUCUUAUCAAUUUAAUGACUGAUUAUACCCCAGUAAAUGCAUUGUAAAACCAA